AUGAAUCAAUUAAUCACUUUGAACCGAAUCAAAGCAGAAAUUUACAAUGCCACUAAACAUGGAAAUAUCACUACGUUAAAAGUUCUCUUAAACGAUACAUCAAUAAAAGAUAUAUCUGAUCAUUUGAAUGAAUUUUAUGAAGAUGUGCAUGCCAAAUGUACACCGUUAAUGGCUGCCUCACAUUAUGGACAUUAUGAGAUUAUCAAAUUUUUAGUUAGCAAUUAUAGUCCGAAUCUGGAAAUUGAGGGCACUAUACAACUAGAUAACCAAACUUUUGAAGGUGUAACAGCGUUGUGGUGUGCAACAUCUGCUGGUCACAUUGACAUUGUAAAAAUCUUAGUUGAACAUGGAGCUGAUGUUAAUCACAGAACAAAAAAUGGUUCUACUCCACUGAGAACAGCUUGCUAUGAUGGUCAUUUUGCCAUUGUUAAAUAUCUUGUCGAACAUGGAGCGGAUGUUCAUACUACGAAUGUACAUGGACAUACCUGUUUGAUGCUAACAGCUUAUAAGGGACAUUUAGACGUACUCAACUAUCUCUAUCUAAGUGGAUGUGAUAUUGAUGCAAAAUGGAACUGUGGCUCGACUGCUUUGCAUGACGCCGCGGAAGAAGGUCAUUUAGUAAUAGUCCAAACAUUAUUAAACUACGGUGCAAAAAUUGUCAAAAAUUCGGAUCAAAUGACACCAAUAAUGUUGGCGGCAAAACAUCAACAAACUUGUAUUAUUGAAUAUUUCACAAAUGAUACCAAAUGGUGUUCACAAUUAGAACGCAUUGAAUCUUUAGAACUGCUAGGAGCUUCUAUGACAGAUAUAAGCAAAGCUUAUCCUUAUAUUUAUCGUGGAAUGCAGUUAAGGUAUUUCGAUACAAUUAAUCCAAUGUUGAAACACGUAUUACCACCUCGACCAGUAUUUGAUAAUCGUACCGAGUGUCAAACGCUUGAAGAGUUGGAACAAAUCCGUUUUAAUCAAAAUGCAAUGCUAACUGAAUUACUUUUAAUUCUUGAAAGAAUACUCGGUGUUAGUAAUGCAUAUGUUCUAGAUGCUAUACGUUAUCGAGGAGCAGCUUAUGCUGAUAGUGGACAGUAUGAUCGUUGUUCAGCACUCUGGUUACAUGCAUUAGCACAUAGAGGUAUCAGUCGAAUAGAUGAAAGAAAACGCGAGCUAUUUAUUUUUACUCAAUUAUUUUGUGAAAUGAUUUAUUUGAAUGUUAACAUUCGAUUAGAAAUAAUUAAACAAGUAUUCAAAUAUACUAUCGAAGAAUUAGAGCGAAAUACAACGACAUUGAUCCAACAUAAUUGUCAAAGUAAUAUGGAUAAAAAUAUGUAUACAGCCUUGUAUUUGAUUGUGAUUUUAACAAAGAUAUUAAAAGAAAAUGAUAAACAAGUAUAUCACUUUAUAUCUCGUUUAAAUCGAUUGCGUCUUUCAACAACAAAUGGUUUGACUCUCUUACAUUUGUGCGUUAGUAAUGAUAUUACUGUCGACGAAUUUAUAAAAAAGAAAAUGGACAAAUUUAUUCCAUGUGCCUCUGCAACUCGACUUCUGAUCCAAUGUGGUGCCGAUGUCAACAUGUUUGAUCACGAACGUAAUACACCAUUACAUAUAAUUGCCGGUUAUAAAAAAGUGAACACUGAUGAAGAUUUACAAACGUUGCAAACUGUCAUGAACUUACUAAUCAACAAUGGUGCUCAUUCGGACACCGUUAAUAUAUAUGGUAAAACACCACUAAUGUGUGCAAUUACAACACAAGCAGAAAUCUUGUUAAAAACGCAUAGAAAAAUAAGUCUCAAAUGUAUAUGUUCAACAGCGGUUAAAGCACUCAAGAUAAACUAUUAUGAUAGUCUACCCAGAACAUUGUACGAGUUUAUUGAGAUACAUGGAACACCUAUACAAUAG
This is a messenger RNA of Didymodactylos carnosus, 1890 nucleotides long. Lineage: Eukaryota; Metazoa; Rotifera; Eurotatoria; Philodinida; Philodinidae. The record is from the annotation of a GenBank genome assembly.